AUGGCAGCCCACCAGGGUCCUCUGGCUCACGAGCCCCAUGAUGACCUCGAGGUCAAGCAUGAUGCCGCACUUUAUGGCCAGUCUGGGCGUCACCGGGUUCGGCGCCGGCUUCGGCCAGAUGGCCACGUAUGUCGUGCUGGAACUCAUGACAGCAAGUACAGCCACCUCGGCAUCUAUCUGUCGGACGACUUCGUCUUUGCCAUCGUGAUCAUUGGGCCCAUUGUCGGCCGGUACGCCAUCGACGCCGGCGAGAGGAACUGGCAGUAUGUAUGUUGGGCUGGCUUCGUCCUCCAGUUCAUCACCAAGUGCGGCUCCAUGUGGAUGUAUCACCCACCAAAGCACCCGCGUGGCGUGCCGUGGGCAGAGGCGCUCAGGGGCGUCAACUAUGUGGGCGCUGCCUUGGUCGUGCCCGGCACACGCCUGACACUCGUCGGCACCAUCAACACGACAUCCCGCUUUCACCCUCUGCUGUUUCCCAGGCCAUUGACACACUCCGCUAAAAGCGGGUCUCCUUCCGCUCUCCGCUCCGUGCUUCGGAAUGCCUCUCGAGACUCCCACGACAUCAUCCUCCACCUCCACGACGACGACAAACACACCUCGUUCCGUCCCCCAUUGCACAUCUUCACGGACAGACCAAGACUUCUCCACCCUCAAUUCACCUUCCAGACAAGCCUCAGCUCGCACACGCACUCUCCUUCACCCACCUCCCCCAGCUACCCCUCAUCAACCAUCCCCGCCAUGUCUGAGCUCAAGGUUGGCGAUACCUUCCCCGAGGGCGUGUCCUUCAGCUACGCGCCUCUCACGCCCGAGAACAGCGAGAUCACCGCCUGCGGCAUCCCCCAGAAGUUCGAUGCCAGCAAGGAGUUCAAGAACAAAAAGGUCGUCCUCGUCUCCGUCCCCGGUGCCUUCACCCCGACCUGCCAGGUCUCCCACGUCCCCUCCUACAUCAAGAACGCCGACGCGCUCAAGGCCAAGGGCAUUGACCAGGUCGUCUUCAUUGCCUUCAACGACGCCUGGGUCAUGUCCGCCUGGGGCAAGGCCAACAACAUCAAGGAUGACUUUAUUAUCUUUGCCUCGGAUACCGGAGCUGCCUUCAGCAAGAGUAUUGGCUGGACCGCCGGCGAGCGCACCGCCCGCUACGCCCUUGUGAUCGACCAUGGCAAGGUCGUCUACGCCGCCAAGGAGGCUGGCGGUGGCAUUGACGUCUCUGGUGCCGAGGGUGUUCUUGCCAAGCUGUAA
Messenger RNA from Emericellopsis cladophorae, 1239 nucleotides. RefSeq lists its product as uncharacterized. Gene Ontology annotation, biological process: cellular response to oxidative stress; hydrogen peroxide catabolic process; cell redox homeostasis. The coding region runs from base 1 to 1239 and encodes 412 amino acids. The transcript has 5 exons. Gene Ontology annotation, molecular function: thioredoxin peroxidase activity. Lineage: Eukaryota; Fungi; Ascomycota; Sordariomycetes; Hypocreales; Bionectriaceae. Gene Ontology annotation, cellular component: peroxisome; cytoplasm; mitochondrion. The record is from RefSeq and is a predicted model, not a curated record.